AUGUCGAGAACCUCUGCGGCAGAGGGCGUGAAGAAGUUCGACGUGCCCUGCGGGGGCAGAGACUGUAGCGGGGGCUGCCAGUGUUUCCCUGAGAAAGGAGGGCGGGGCCAGCCAGGGCCAGUGGGCCCCCAGGGGUACACCGGGCCCCCAGGCCUGCAGGGAUUCCCAGGACUGCAGGGCCGCAAAGGUGACAAGGGCGAGAGGGGGUCACCGGGGAUCACAGGACCGAAAGGAGAUGUGGGAGCAAGAGGCGUUUCCGGAUUCCCUGGUGCCGACGGAAUUCCCGGACACCCGGGGCAAGGUGGGCCCAGAGGACCACCUGGUCACGAUGGCUGCAACGGGACGAGAGGAGACGUGGGCCGCCAGGGACCCGUCGGCCCCGGGGGGUUCGCUGGCCCUCCUGGGCCCCAAGGACCCAAGGGGCAGAAAGGUGAGCCGUACGCGCUUUCCAGUGUGGACCGCGACAAAUACAGGGGUGAACCUGGGGAGCCUGGAUUGGUCGGUUUCCAGGGGCCUCCCGGCCGCCACGGGCCUGUGGGACAGAUGGGUCCGGUUGGAGCUCCAGGAAGACCAGGCCCGCCUGGACCCCCUGGACCUAAAGGACAGCCGGGCAACAGAGGACUUGGUUUUUAUGGACAGAAGGGAGAGAAGGGCGACAUGGGACAGCCGGGACCCAAUGGGAUUCCAUCAGACAUCCACCAUGCCAUCAUCGGGCCCAUGAAGGAGAUGUUCCACCCAGAUCAGUAUAAGGGUGAAAAGGGGAGUGAGGGGGAGCCGGGAAGAAAGGGCAUCGCCUUAAAGGGAGAAGAAGGAGUCAUGGGCUUCUCGGGCAUACGGGGUUCUCCUGGCUUCGAUGGCGAGAAGGGUUCACCAGGACAAAAGGGAAGCAAAGGACUGGAUGGUUAUCAAGGCCCGGAUGGACCCCCGGGACUCAAGGGAGAAGUGGGCGACCGCGGCCCCCCAGGUGCCCCUGCGUACUCGCCUCAUCCCUCCCUGGCCAAAGGUGUCAGGGGUGACCCAGGAUUCCCAGGGGCCCACGGGGAGCCAGGAAGCCGGGGUGAACCAGGAGACCCGGGCCCACCAGGCCCCCCUGGCACAUCCAUCGGAGACGAAGAUGGCAAGAGAGGUUUACCAGGUGAAAUGGGGCCCAAAGGCUUCAUAGGAGACCCAGGCAUCCCCGCGCUGUACCCCGGCCCUCCGGGAACCGACGGAAAGCCAGGGCCCCGAGGACCGCCAGGGCCUCCCGGACUACCUGGGCCAGACGGUUUCCUUUUCGGCCUUAAAGGAGCGGAAGGAAAUGUGGGCUACCCUGGCCCUUCUGGUUUCCCUGGGGCUCGCGGACAGAAAGGCUGGAAAGGUGACGCUGGGGACUGUAAGUGCGCAGAAGGCGACCAGUUCAUCGGGGGCCUCCCGGGGCCACCAGGACCCAAGGGCCUUCCAGGCAUCAACGGGGAGCCUGGGAAGAAAGGGAGCCAGGGAGACCCCGGCCAGCAUGGCAUCCCUGGGUUCCCAGGGUUCAAGGGCGCCCCUGGCAACGUCGGGCCUCCAGGGCCCAAAGGGGUGAAGGGCGAUUCUCGGGCAAUCACCACCAAAGGUGAGAGGGGACAGCCAGGUGUCCCAGGCGUGCCUGGUCUGAAAGGUGACGACGGUGUCCCAGGGCGCGACGGGCUGGAUGGAUUCCCAGGCCUCCCAGGCCCCCCUGGUGAUGGCAUCACAGGCCCCCCAGGGGACGCCGGUUACCCAGGAACACCGGGCACGAAGGGCGCUCCAGGAGAGAGGGGCCCCCCGGGAUUGGGCCUGCCCGGCCCCAAAGGCGAGCGCGGUUUCCCCGGAGAUGUGGGAUCACCUGGACCGCCAGGCUUUCCCGGGCCCGCUGGUCCCCCGGGUGCUCCCGGACAGAUAGACUGCGAUACAGGUGUGAAAAGGCCCAUCGGAGAUGACGGACAGAAGACUGUGCGGCCAGAUUGCGUCGGAGGACCCAAGGGAGCGCCAGGCCUACGGGGACCCCCAGGCCCCACAGGUGCCAAGGGCCUCCCAGGGAUACCAGGACCCUCAGGAGCUGACGGAGUACCAGGGCUCAAGGGUCUCCCAGGAGACCCAGGUCGUGAAGGAUUCCCAGGACCCCCAGGGUUCGUGGGGCCCCGAGGAUCCAAAGGUGUGGCGGGCCUCCGUGGCCCAGAUGGACACCCAGGUCCCACCGGUCUGCCGGGGCCCGUCGGGCCCCCAGGGGACAGGGGCCUUCCCGGAGAAGUUCUGGGAGCCCAGCCUGGGCCCAGGGGAGAUGCUGGGCUCCCCGGACACCCUGGGCUGAAAGGCCCUCCGGGAGAGAGAGGUCCACCUGGAUUCCGGGGAAGCCAGGGCAUGCCGGGAAUGCCGGGCCUGAAGGGCCAGCCGGGCUUCCCAGGACCCUCGGGCCAGCCAGGCCUGCCCGGGCCACCAGGACUGCAUGGCUUCCCAGGAGCUCCUGGCCAGGAAGGGCCCUUGGGGCUGCCAGGCGCCCCAGGCCGCGGAGGUCUGCCUGGGGACAGAGGGGACCCAGGUGACAUAGGCAUCCCCGGCCCUGUGGGCAUGAAGGGUCUUUCCGGCGACAGAGGUGACCCUGGUUUGUUGGGUGAGAGGGGUCCCCCAGGAGGCCCUGGAUUUAAAGGAAUGAGCGGAAUUCCCGGUGUCCCCGGACCCAAAGGCAGUAGAGGUUCACCCGGGAUGGACGGUUUCCAAGGCAUGGUUGGGCUCAAGGGAAGAGCUGGGCUUCCGGGAAACAAAGGAGAGGCCGGAUUUUUUGGAAUUCCAGGACUGAAGGGUCUGGCUGGUGAGCCAGGUGUGAAAGGCAGCCGCGGGGACCCGGGGCCCCCAGGACCACCUCCCAUCAUCCAGCCAGGAAUGAAGGACAUCAAAGGGGAGAAAGGAGACGAGGGGCCUAUGGGGUUGAAAGGCUACCUGGGCCUAAAAGGUGUCCCGGGGAUGCCAGGGAUCCCCGGGCUGUCUGGAAUCCCCGGCUUGCCAGGGAAGCCGGGCCACAUCAAAGGAGUCAAAGGAGACAUCGGAGUCCCGGGCGUGCCCGGAUUGCCAGGAUUCCCCGGCGUGCCCGGCCCCCCCGGAAUCAUCGGGUUUCCCGGGUUCACAGGAAGUCGGGGCGACAAGGGAGCUCCGGGGAGAGCGGGUCUUUACGGCGAGGUUGGCCCCACAGGUGAUUUCGGUGACAUUGGAGACACCAUAGACCUGCCAGGAAGCCCAGGCCUGAAGGGGGACCGAGGCGUCGCUGGAGCACCAGGUCUAAAGGGAUUCUUUGGGGAAAAAGGAACGGAGGGUGAAGUCGGCUUUCCCGGGAUAACAGGCGUGCCAGGCGUCCAAGGCCCUCCAGGACCUAAAGGGCAAGCAGGCUUCCCAGGACUGACAGGGCUGCAGGGGCCGCAGGGAGAACCAGGGCGGGCAGGAGCGCCCGGUGACAAAGGAGACUAUGGCUGGCCGGGGAUCCCAGGCUCACCAGGUUUUCCGGGCAUCCGAGGCAUCAGCGGACUCCACGGCUUGCCGGGCACCAAAGGCUUUCCAGGAUCCCCAGGUGUGGACGCCCACGGAGACCCCGGCUUUCCCGGUCCCGCCGGGGACAGGGGUGACCCAGGAGAGGCCAACACCCGCCCAGGCCCUGUCGGAGCCCCAGGACAGAAAGGGGAGCGAGGAAAUCCAGGGGAACGAGGCCCAGUCGGGAGUCCGGGACUGCAGGGAUUUCCAGGAAUCACCCCACCUUCCAACAUCUCCGGGUCACCUGGUGACAAAGGGGCGCCGGGCAUAUUUGGCCCAGAAGGUUAUCGAGGGCCCCCGGGGCCACCUGGACCUGCUGCUCUCCCUGGAAGGAAAGGAGACGAGGGCAACCCAGGAGCCCCAGGAAACCCCGGGACCAAAGGGUGGGGCGGGGACCCCGGGCCCCAGGGCCGGCCUGGCGUGUUCGGGCUCCCGGGAGAAAAAGGACUCAGAGGGGAGCCAGGACUCAUGGGAAACACAGGAGCCACAGGGAGUGUGGGCGACCCAGGCCCCAAGGGGCCCAAAGGAGACAGGGGACUCCCAGGUGCCCCCGGUUCUGUGGGAUCCCCUGGGAUUGUGGGAAUCCCCCAGAAGAUCACCGUCCAGCCAGGGCCAGUGGGUCCACACGGAAGGAGAGGCCCCCCAGGGGCACAGGGAGAGAUGGGGCCCCAGGGCCCCCCAGGAGAGCCAGGUUUCCGUGGGGCUCCAGGGAAGGCAGGGCCCCAGGGAAGAGGUGGCAUUUCUGCUGUUCCCGGAUUCCGAGGAGACCAGGGGCCCAUGGGACAGCAGGGGCCCAUUGGCCAGGAAGGGGAGCCAGGCCGCCCGGGGACCCCCGGCCUGCCCGGCAUGCCCGGCCGCAGCGUCAGCAUCGGCUACCUCCUGGUGAAGCACAGUCAGACGGACCAGGAGCCCAUGUGCCCCGUGGGCAUGAACAAGCUCUGGAGUGGGUACAGCCUGCUGUACUUCGAAGGCCAGGAGAAGGCACACAACCAGGACCUGGGGCUGGCGGGCUCCUGCCUGGCUCGGUUCAGCACCAUGCCCUUUCUGUACUGCAACCCGGGUGACGUGUGCUACUACGCCAGCCGCAACGACAAGUCCUACUGGCUCUCCACCACGGCCCCGCUGCCCAUGAUGCCGGUAGCCGAGGACGAAAUCAAGCCCUACAUCAGCCGCUGUUCCGUGUGUGAGGCCCCAGCUGUCGCCAUAGCGGUACACAGUCAAGAUGUCUCCAUCCCCCACUGCCCAGCUGGAUGGCGGAGUCUGUGGAUUGGAUAUUCUUUCCUCAUGGUCAGCUGGCGCACACCCCGGAAAAGGCGGCACACGGGAGCAGAGGAGGCCGGCCUGGAGGCCCCCACACCAGUCGUGGGCACUGAACACAAUUACCGCACGCCUCCCCGCACCCUCUGGAAGUAA
Messenger RNA from Puma concolor (puma), 4932 nucleotides. The record is from RefSeq and is a predicted model, not a curated record. NCBI's taxonomy places the organism in Eukaryota, Metazoa, Chordata, Mammalia, Carnivora, Felidae.